Molecule: messenger RNA, 4406 nt
Organism: Ruditapes philippinarum (Manila clam)
Lineage: Eukaryota; Metazoa; Mollusca; Bivalvia; Venerida; Veneridae
Exons: 2
Coding region: 477-1931 (484 amino acids)
Biological process (GO): proteasome-mediated ubiquitin-dependent protein catabolic process; negative regulation of translation; protein polyubiquitination
Molecular function (GO): ubiquitin protein ligase activity; translation repressor activity
Source: RefSeq, a predicted model, not a curated record
AAAAUAGCAUUGCGAAACGCGGUUCUUUUGUAAAAUGUAUAUUGUAGUUAAAUGAUUUAUUGUGGUAGAUUUUUACUUAAACUACAUUAAUUGUACAAUGUAAAUAAUCUUUGACUAUACCAGCAAUAAAUCACAACUAUUACAUUUAAUGUAGCAUGAAACUGAAAGAUUUUUUACAGUGUAUUUGACUGGCAGGAAGUAAACUUUAUCAGUAUUUCGUAUCUUUGUUUGACGUUUAACGAACCUUACUUAUAUUUGUUGUGCUCCGUUGACUGUGCUAGUUUUAUCACUGUUUCACUGAUAAUAACGUACGAUCGAAACAUAAUAAAGUUAUAAAAUAAUGUUAAAGGUAGCAGCAGAGUAAACGGGAAGCAAACUGUAUAUUUUCAUAGCAUAAAAUGUUUGAUAUAAAGGAAUACUGUAAGAUAAGGGAGCAUUGAUAUAUAACUAAUAUAAUUUAAACAACAAACAACAAUAUGGAAGUGGAUGACACUACAGGGGGAUCAGCGGAUGAUCAUUGUGAAGAAAUAAUCGCACCUUCUAUAGAUCAUAAGAUUGACCACAGUGAUGACGUUAGUCACGUAAAGACAGACAGCUGUCUUCUCGAAAAUACAAAGAAAUCUCAUUCACAAGAAAUGGCAGGUGAACGAAAGAACAACAAGGAAUUUGAAGCAUUCAAAGAAGAUUUCAAAACAUGGAGAAAGAAAUACAAAGUUACCAAAACGAAUAUCGAGGAAGAAAUAAAAAAUGUUGCAGUUGCAAAAAUACACGUCAUCAAAGACAUCAAGCGAUACAAAAAAGAAAUAGUUCUAAGGUUAGAUGAACUUGAAAAACAGUCUGUAGAGUUAGUAAAUGAAAGAUGCCAAAAAAUAAGUGACGAAAUGAAAGCGUUAGUUGAUAAAAUAGAUCAAAUUAUUAUCAAAAUUGACAAUUCGCUGACGCAUUUCAAACCUGAUGAUGAAGAAAACACAAGCAUGGGGAAAAAGCAGAUAAAAUAUAUGCGUGAAGAACUUUCUAAUAUAUUGUCCAACGUCCAAAAGUUUGAAGGGGUAAGCAUUUGUUUUGAUAAAGACAUAAAACUGUACAUGGACAGAUUGACAGGACUGGCAAAGAUCAAUCUUCCUAGUCAAACAAAACUGGCGAACGAAGUAGAUAUCAGAUUUGAGAGUGACGCCGAGACUUGCGGUGUAAGUGAUAUAUGCACUCUCUCUGAUGGUACAGUUGUAAUGACUGAUCUAUCAAAUGACCGAGUUAAACGGCUUGACGAGUCUUACGGUAAGAAAGAAUAUUUGCAGUUAGAUGGAGGUCCUUUGGGUAUUUGUGCCACAAAAUCUGGCCAAAUGGCCGUCACACUUAGAGAUAGAAAAGCGGUGCAAUUUCUGACCUAUACGCCAUCAGGCAUGACUUUGGCAAAAUCUUUCAAAACAGACUGUUCAUGCAAUUACAUUGGUUAUAUGGAUGGGGCCUUAUUUGUGACUUGUGAAAGGGAGGACAAUGGACAAGGUCAUGUCAGAACAUACGACAUGUCUGGUAAACUACUUCGUGUCAUUGAAACUGACAACACAGGCAACAGACUGUUCACAACUCCCCUACAUAUAACAGUUAACUCAGACAAGACAAAGCUAUAUAUAACUGACAUGGACAAUAAGAUUUUAAUCAUUGACAAAAAUGCAACGAAGACGAGACACAUAACCUUAGACAAUGCAUUUGGUUUAACAGCUUUACCAAACGAUAAUAUUUUAGUAUCGUCUAUUGAAGCACACAAUGUGUGUCAGUUUGACAGCAGAGAUAGGUUUGUAGGGACAGUUAUAAAGAAAGACAAUGGUAUAGUCAAUCCCGUUUGUCUAGCUUACAACAGAUUUCGCAGUCAUGUCAUUGUAAGCUUGGACGACGCCGACACUUUAAUGGUCUUUGAGGUUUCAUUCACUUAAAUAUGUUACAUGUGUAUUUGAAAUAUCGUGAUGGUUUUACCAAACCACUGGUUGAACACUGUGUGACGUUCGUAAGCUUGAAUUACAGUUUUCACUUUUUAUCACACUGUUCAGCAGUUGUAAUAUCCUUUUAAUUUGAUUAGUUCUGCACUUGAGUGCAUCUAUUUUAUCUAUUUUUUUUUCAAUUGAGAUAUCUCACAUGCGUCAAGAGAUGGCAUCAGGCGUCAUAUAUUUAUCAUUUCAACCCAUAGUAUAAAUGAAAUUAAACUGCAGUGAACUAGUGAGUAGUUACUAAGACAUAUGAAUAACACAAAAGUGUUCCAUGGGAAAGUUGAAACUUUUUGUAUGAAAAUUGAACAAUGAUGAUUGAUAUUUAUUUUACUGUAAAUUAUCGUUAAAGAUACGUAUAUCGUUGAUGGGCCUUUAUGUAGAAGAAAUGGUUCAAAGUAUAAGUUUAGCUUUACAAUGUGUUUCUAGUGCUUGAUGCGCGUGCAGUUCGUAAUGUACAUGUUUUAUAUGUGUGCAUAUUUUAUGUGUACAUUAAUUAAGACGAAAUUAGUUGUGCAAAGAUAGAAGCCCUAUCAUAGAAAAAACUGUGACACUAUUUUCAGGUGUAUUGAGCUUAUCUUUCUUUGUAGACAUUCUUAAGUGAAUGAUAUGAACUGAGACUUAUUCGUGAGAUCUAUUAUUAUUGUGUUAUACAACAUGUAAUAUUUUGAUUGAGAACAAGUUAAAUUAAGUGUGCCUUGUAUAUAAAUAUUGUGUACUAUUUUCUGAUAACCUGUAUAUAUUGAAAUUGUAAAUAAUGCAUGUAUUAUAAUUUCGAAAAACCUUAAUUUAAGCAAAUGUCUCCUCUCUAAGAGUAAACAAACACAGGAAUUCAUAAACACAUUACUUUAGAUAAUCUUGAUUUUGAAAUAUUAUACUUAAGUAUUAGAUAAGGGGUCAACUUGUAUUUAAACAAGCCAACAUUAUAUAUAAUACUUAUUUUUGUGAAGCAAUGUUGAAAAAAGAGACAGAUGGUAUAAAGAAUUAAAUGUGAGUCAUGUCAGAUAAAUAUUUGAGCCGCGUCACGACAAAACCAACAUAGUGCGUUUGCGACCAGCAUGGAUCCAGACCAGCCUGCGCAUCCGCAGGCUCUCAUUUUCUCUACUUGGGCGAACAGCAUGGAUCCUGAUCAGACUGCGCUGAUGUGCAGGCUGGUCUGGAUCCAUGCUGGUCCCAAACCCAUUAUGUUGGUUUUGUCAUGACACGGCUCAAAUAUUUAAUCAAAAUCAUACAGUAUUUAUUAAAUUUUGUUUAUACAUGUAUAUAUAAGCACCAUCAUAUUUUUGAGAACUGCUACUCUAUAAAAGUCCAGUAGCGAACUUUCGCAUAAGUAGUUACGAACGUGACCAUGGAAAUAAUUUGUAUUAUAUUGUAUUAUAUUGUAUUUUGUUAGGUUUUGAUAAAGGUAUAAUAUAAUACUGAUUGUAGUUAUCAAUAAAAAUAUAUUAUCUUUUUGUAUAUGGGAUGCAAUGUUUUUCGAAUGCAUCAAAAAUACAAAUAUAAACUUUACGCCAGAUAAACUCUCUACAUGUAAAAUAUCAUCUGCAUAAUUAUUUAAUUAACAACCUAUUUUUGCUCAAUCAUUUAAAAACUUUAAAUAGUAAAUACAUUAUAUAUACAUACAAAAUAGGUUUGAAAUAAUGCAAUGGGAGUUGAAACUGUCUUUCACAAAGUUUGCCAUAAGAAAGUCGAUAAAAAGUUUGUGUAUUUUUUCAAGUACUUAGAGUCAUAUAUCCAAAACAAGUGACGUGUUUCAUUUUUGUUCAUAAAUAUAGCGUGUUACAUAGAAUAAUCAGAGUUUCAGGUAGCUAUGUUGGUUCACAGUGAUAAUAUUUUACAUGUUUAUAUUCAUAUCGAUUUAUUUUUCUUCUCAUGUUUUAAAGUAUUAUACUCGUAUACAUUGUACUCAUAUUAUUUAAGUAUUGUUUGAAGUUUUAUCUUACUUAUAUCGUAAAUGCAUCAUCCAGUUUAACAUCAAAAUAUUGAAAUACAAAUCAAAAGGUCGGCAAUAACUGUUACUAAAUCGGUUUUGCAAGUCGAUGAUUGAAAGUUGAAACUUGAAUAUAUUUCAAACAGUAUGUCAUUUUACCGGUGAAAUGUUAUCAUGUACGUAUUUACUUCCUUAGUCGUCACAUGUUACAAUAGUGGCCAUAAUUCAAAUAGAUUUAUAUGGUAUCAAAUAUAGAAUUUUUAGAUAUAUUUUGUGUACUAUAAACUUACAGGAAUACUUGUAAGACAUUGUAAUAUUUGAAAAUUCAAUCAUGCUGCCUAGUAGUAAUGUUUGUUAGUCAUUUUUUAUAAAAAGUUAGAUGACCAUAAAUUGAAAAAUCAAAAAGUUUUAUUUAACUUCAUAGAGGAUGUCGUUGGUUAAAUUAUGUUUGUAACAUAAACACAUUUUUCAUGAAAUAAACAUUUUAUCAACUUUAA